AUGAUCAGUUUAGCUCGUGAAGGGUUUGGUAGAGAUAAGGGAAGUGGCGAGAAACGAAAAGAUUACCACAAAUCGAUCCAAACAGAUGAACCUACUGCUACUACACUGAUCGCCAACACCUCAGUAGGAAAAAACAAUUGUACUUUCUGUGACCGAUCACAUCCAAGUCAAGACUGUCAGAAAAUAGCAGAAAUGAGUUAUGAGGACAGAAAAUCACGAGUUAUACAAAAGAGAUGCUGUCUUGUUUGCCUCAAAUCUGGUCACAUGGCAAAAAGAUGUCACAGUAAUGUAAGAUGCUUAGUUUUUAAACGGAGGCAUUACACAAUACUUUGCCCGGAUCUACGUAAAGGAAUUAAUUCUUCAUCUAAGGACAAAAUAGCAGGUGAUGAACAGAAAGCAACAGAAAUAUUGUUCACGAAUCGUCCUUCUGAACGUGAAAUAUAUCUCAAAACAAUUACGAUCAGACUACGAAACAGAGACAAGGAAGUCUGUGUUCGUGCACUAAUGGAUGAUGGGUCACAGCGUUCCUAUAUUGAAAAGAGUUUGGCUGAAGAACUGAAACUUUCUCCCACUGGAAGCGAAGUGUUUUCUCAAGGACUGUUUGGUGGGGGAACUUCUCCUGCUUCAGAGCAUAAGAGAUAUAUCGUAACUGUUGAAAGUUUAAAUCGCAAAUAUACGACCUCAAUAUCUCUUCUUGACCAAGCAAAAAUUUGCUCAGAGCUACCAAGGAUACAGGAUAGAAGUUUACUUGCUGACCUAGCUUCUCGAGGAAUAGAAAUAACAGAUGUUGGAAAAGAUACGCCCCCUAUAAGAGUUCUUCUAGGAGCUGAUGUACUUGUAAGAAUUCUGACUGGAAAAAUAGAAGUGUUAAGAUCGGGAGUUUCAGCCAUAGAAUUACUAGGUUGGACAAUUUUAGGUCUAGGAAGAAAAAAGAAAAUGGUUAACUUAGUUGCAUUAAGUUUGCAAAAUAUGGAGUUGCAAAAAGUACUAAGGUCGCAAUUGCAAGAUAAAUUUUCUCGUUUGAAUGAAAUUCAAAAUGAAAUNAACUUUCAUGUAAGAUGCCGUUAA
Parasteatoda tepidariorum (common house spider) is the source of this 1068-nucleotide messenger RNA. Lineage: Eukaryota; Metazoa; Arthropoda; Arachnida; Araneae; Theridiidae. The record is from RefSeq and is a predicted model, not a curated record.